This is a messenger RNA of Zingiber officinale, 1431 nucleotides long. Its product is annotated as fructose-1,6-bisphosphatase, cytosolic. Gene Ontology annotation, biological process: fructose 1,6-bisphosphate metabolic process; fructose 6-phosphate metabolic process; fructose metabolic process. The transcript has 12 exons. Gene Ontology annotation, molecular function: fructose 1,6-bisphosphate 1-phosphatase activity. Bases 311 to 1336 code for a protein of 341 amino acids. NCBI's taxonomy places the organism in Eukaryota, Viridiplantae, Streptophyta, Magnoliopsida, Zingiberales, Zingiberaceae. The record is from RefSeq and is a predicted model, not a curated record. Gene Ontology annotation, cellular component: cytosol; cytoplasm.
AUCGCACCGUCGCUAUCCCUUUACGGCUUUACCUCCAACACGGUUCCAAGUGUUGGAACGUCUCUGCCAAUAAGGGGAGACAGAGGGGGAGAGAGAGAAGAGAGAGAGAGACCGGAAACGGCUACCGGAGGGGCGUUAUCUGCACCUCCACCGCCGAAUUUCUAUCCUUCUAUCCGCCUCUUCUUCUUCUUAUUCUUCUUCUUCUUCCAAUCGACUCUCGCUCUAUAUAUGUACAAACGUAUGCAUCUGUAAAGGUAAGGCUUGAGAGAUCGACCUCAGUCGCUCGGUGCAGAGAAAGAGGGUUAGCGCAAUGGAUCACGAGGCGGAUGCGCACCGGACCGACCUUAUGACCAUCACCAGGUACGUUCUCAACGAGCAGUCGCGGUACCCGGAAUCGCGUGGCGACUUCAGCAUCCUCCUUUCGCACAUCGUCCUCGGCUGCAAGUUCGUCUGCACCACCGUCAACAAGGCCGGGCUUGCUAAGCUCUUAGGACUUGCUGGGGAGACGAAUGUACAGGGCGAAGAGCAAAAGAAGCUUGAUGUGCUUUCCAACGAAGUCUUUGUCAAAGCUUUGAUAAGCAGUGGGAGAACUUGCAUUCUAGUCUCGGAAGAGGAUGAAGAGGCUACUUUUGUAGAUCCAUCUCUGCGCGGAAAAUAUUGUGUGGUCUUUGAUCCACUGGAUGGCUCCUCAAACAUCGACUGUGGUGUCUCUAUUGGAACAAUUUUUGGCAUUUACAUGGUUAAAGACAAGGAGAAUGUGACUAUAGAUGAUGUAUUACAACCUGGGAAGAAUAUGCUAGCAGCUGGGUAUUGCAUGUACGGCAGUUCUUGCAUGCUUGUAUUGAGCACUGGAAGUGGCGUGAAUGGUUUCACGCUUGAUCCUUCUCUUGGGGAGUUCAUACUUACACAUCCAUAUAUUAAGAUACCAAAGAAAGGCAAAAUAUAUUCAGUGAAUGAAGGCAAUGCCAAGAAUUGGGAUCGACCUACAACAAAGUAUGUGGAAAAAUGCAAAUUCCCCGAUGAUGGUUCCUCACCAAAAUCUCUGAGAUACGUUGGAAGCAUGGUGGCUGAUGUACAUCGAACCCUGCUUUAUGGAGGCAUCUUUUUAUACCCUUCUGACAAGAAGAGUCCUGAUGGGAAAUUACGUGUUUUAUAUGAAGUCUUCCCCAUGUCAUUCUUGAUGGAACAAGCAGGUGGUCAAUCUUUCACUGGAAAGCAACGGGCUCUUGACUUAGUUCCUACAAAAAUUCACGAGAGGUCACCCAUAUUUCUAGGCAGCUACGAUGAUGUUGAGGAGAUUAAAGCGCUGUAUGCUGCUGAAGAAAACAACGAUUGAUGCUUCUGUUAGUCUUGUAAAGUUGUAAUUUACUAUCCUAAUAAAUACUGUCAUCAUCAAGCAUGAAUCAAUCUCAGGCCUAUAUUCUCACUUCA